Messenger RNA from Knipowitschia caucasica, 621 nucleotides. The record is from the annotation of a GenBank genome assembly. Lineage: Eukaryota; Metazoa; Chordata; Actinopteri; Gobiiformes; Gobiidae.
AUGACAGACACCAUUGACAAGAUGGACACCAUCAACAGAACAGACACUAUCAACAGAACAGACACCAUCAACAUUACAGACACCAUCAACAUGACAGACACCAUCAACAAGACAGACACCAUCAACAAGACAGACACCAUCAACAUGACGGACACCAUCAACAUGACAGACACCAUCAACAUGACGGACACCAUCAACUUGAAAGACACCAUCAACAUGACAGACACCAUCAACAUGACGGACACCAUCAACAUGACAGACACCAUCAACAAGACAGACACCAUCAACCAGGGCUGGACUGGCCAUCGGGCGUACCGGGCAAUGCCAGAAGGGCCGAUGCCCAUAUUUGGGCCGCCUUCUCCAAACGCGGUGCCGAGCUCCUCCGCGGUCCACUCCUCUGCGGUCCGAUCCGUGCUGCAGGACAGGACAGUUUGCGCGCCGAGUCUUCCCUCGCCCGCGCUGGUGGUGGAGGACGCCGGUGCUCUCUCCGGUGUUUUUGCCCUUUCCUCCUUCCCGCCGACAGUCCGCCGGUUCGCCGCGCCCCUGUGGCAACGAGUCACCGCCACGGUAGGCGUGGGUCCACUCCUCUCCAGGAAACCGCGCUGUGCCAAUCACAGCUGA